Calliphora vicina (urban bluebottle blowfly) is the source of this 6573-nucleotide messenger RNA. RefSeq lists its product as uncharacterized. The transcript is spliced from 7 exons. The coding region runs from base 1 to 6561 and encodes 2186 amino acids. Lineage: Eukaryota; Metazoa; Arthropoda; Insecta; Diptera; Calliphoridae. The record is from RefSeq and is a predicted model, not a curated record.
AUGUACAACUCGAAUCGUUUAAUUACUCUUCUUCUGUGUACUACAAUAACCAGCGGUCAUGCAAACAUGAAGCUGAUGGGAAAACCACAACAUAGAAGCACAGAUUUUUAUAAAGAUCUAUUAAUGGAUAUAAAAACUCAACAAGCAUUCGAUUCAAUAUUAAUGGUACAACAUAAGAUGCCUCAGGAUGCCAGACUACAAAUGAUCUACUCAUUACAGGAGCCCAAAUUAAUAAUAACUAAUCAGACGGACUUCUGUUACAAAGAACAAUUCAAUAAUGAAAUUAUAGCAGUGGUAAUAAUAGAACGGGAAUUUUCCAGCUUAUUGUGGGAGCAUUUUCUAAAUGCCCUCAACUAUCUGCGUCAAACAAGAAUUUUAAUGAUUUUUGUUAAUAUCUUCAAUACAGAGGAACUACAAAUUGAUGUUUUAAAAGCAUGUGAAAAGUAUAAAAUCACUAACGCUCUCUUACAUUUUCUAAAUUCAUCCAUUCCAGAAGAUACAUCUCUCGAAUAUUUUCAAUUGUUACCAUUUCCACUAUAUCAUUUGAAAUUGAGACAGUUUGGUCAAUUAAAAGAAGAAUACUUUCCCAAACAUUGGCAAAAUAUGAAAGGCAAGACAUUACUAACUUUGCCUGACCAAAUUGUACCACGCUCUGUGAUGUAUAAGGAUAACAAAGGUGCAAUACAAUUCACUGGUUUUGUUGCCAAAUUAAUCCAAAUGUUUGCGGAAGUGUAUAAUGCCACUUUAGAAAUGCCUUUCCAGCCGAAGAUUGAUGAAAUUCUAAACUACAAUACUCUUUUCAACAUGACUAAAUAUGGAGAGCUCGAUAUGCCCAUGACAAUAAGAGGUAUUGCAAGCGGGUCCGUUUUAAGAUACAUGACAUAUCCCAUAGAAGUAAGUCAAUGGAUGAUAAUGAUACCUUGCGCUACAAGAAUGACAAUUUGUGAAGUAUAUGAAGUGAUGUUAAAACCUGAACUGUUUUCAAUAGUUUUAAUCUUCACUGGUACAUUUUCUCUGGUACACACAGUUAUAGAGAAGUUAUUCUAUAUGAAAAUGGUUUGGCAAAAUUUAUUAAUGAGCGAUAAAGUUAUACCAGGAGUAUUGGGACAAUCGUUUAAUUUUAAAAAAUCCAGUUUAUUAAGUCUUCGUUUGAUUUAUGUAUUGAUUUUUGUGUUUGGUCUGUAUAUGAGCACUCUUUUCUCGGCCCAUUUACAAACUCUCAUCACCAGACCUCCAUUUAAUGCUCAGAUAACUACUUUCGAGGAGCUACGUCACAGCGAACAAAAGAUUCUUAUUAGCUCAUGGGAUGUACAAAAUAUGAUUAAAGAUGAUUAUAUUUUAAGCGAAGAGAUGAAAGCAAAUGUUGUAAUAAUCGAUGACGGAGCUAUAUUUGCGGUGCUCAGAGAUAAUUUCAACACUACUUACGGCUAUCCCGUUCCAUCGGCUUCCUGGAGCAUUUACUCUAAUAUUCAAAACCAUUACGCCCAGAAAAAGUUUUGUGUUUCAGAAAAUAUGAACAUUAGGGAUAUGAUGCUGUAUGGAUUACCAGUGGGUGAGCAUUCGCCAUAUAAGGAACCAUUGGAUCAUUUGGUGCACAAAAUUCAUGCAGGCGGUUUGCUGCGUGGCUGGAAGAUGAAUAUGCCUCAAGAUCCCAGACUACAAAUGAUCUACUCAUUACAGGAGCCCAAAUUAAUAAUAACUAAUCAGACGGACUUCUGUUACAAAGAACAAUUCAAUAAUGAAAUUAUAGCAGUGGUAAUAAUAGAACGAGAGUUUUCCAGCGUAUUGUGGGAGCAUUUUCUAAAUGCCCUCAACUAUCUGCGUCAAACAAGAAUUUUGAUGAUUUUUGUUAAUAUCUUCAACACAGAGGAACUACAAAUUGAAGUUUUAAAAGCAUGUGAAAAGUAUAAAAUAACCAACGGUCUCUUACAUUUUCUAAAUUCAUCCAUUUCAGAGGACACAUCUCUGGAAUAUUUUCAAUUGUUACCAUUUCCACAGUAUCAUUUGAAAUCGAGACAGUUUGGUCAAGUAAAAGAAGAAUACUUUCCCAUACAUUGGCAAAAUAUGAAAGGCAAGACAUUACUAACUUUACCCGACCAAAUUGUACCACGCUCUGUGAUGUACAAGGAUAAUAAGGGUCAAAUACAGUUUAGUGGUUUUGUUGCCAAAUUGGUUCAAAUGUUUGCGGAAGUGUAUAAUGCCACUUUAGAAAUGCCUUUCCAGCCGAAGAUUGGUGAAAUCCUAAACUACAACACUAUUUUCAAUAUGACUAAAUAUGGGGAGCUGGAUAUACCAAUGACAAUAAAUGGGAUUUUAAACAAUCGCACAUUAAAACACAUAUCAUAUCCCACAGAAGUAAGUCAAUGGAUGAUCAUGGUACCCUGUGCUACAAGAAUGAAAAUUACAGAAAUAUACGAAGUGAUGCUAAAACCUCAACUAUUUUCCAUAAUUCUAAUCUUCACUGGAACAUUUUCUCUGGUGCACACGGUUAUAGAGAAGUUAUUCUAUAUGAAAAUGAUUUGGCAAAAUUUACUAAUGAGUGACAAAGUUAUACCAGGAGUAUUGGGACAAUCGUUUAAUUUUAAAAAAUCCAGUUUAUUAAGUCUUCGUUUGAUUUAUGUAUUGAUUUUCGUGUUUGGUCUGUAUAUUAGCACUCUUUUCUCGGCCCAUUUACAAACUCUAAUCACCAAACCACCUUUUCAUGCUCAAAUGUCUACAUUUGAGGAUCUACGUCUCAGCCAACAAAAGAUUUUGAUGAGCUCAUGGGAUGUUAUAAAUUUGGAAAAAGAUGAUUUUAUGUUAAGCGAAGAAAUGAAAGAAACUGUUGUGGUAACUGAUAACCGGACUUUAUUUGAGCAGCUCAGAGAUAAUUUCAAUACCAGUUACAGUUACGGAGUUCCAUCGGUUCUAUGGACCAUUUACACCAAUAUCCAAAGCCAUUAUGCCUACAACAAAUUUUGUGUCUCCGAAAAUAUGAAUAUUAAAAAUAUGGUGUUGUAUGGUUUACCACUGGCUGAACAUUCGCCAUAUCAGGAACCAUUGGAUUAUUUGGUGCACAAAAUCCACUCAGGUGGUAAAACCCCUCAAUUGAUUGGGAUUUUAAUAUCCCUGGCAGCAGCUUCUGCCCCAAGCAAAACUGAUAAUUCCAACAAGAAAUCAAAAGCAACAGAGAAGCCAGUCGUUAGUGAUGCUAAAACUACCUCUAAGCCAGCUAAAUCCUCAGCAACUUCUUCCACUGGACGUUCGGCAAAAUCUUUGAAAACUACCAAACCUGGAGAAAAUCGUGGAAAACGCACUUUAUAUGAUUUCAAUAAUCCCUCUUUCCUGUAUCCCCAAAUAGCCGCCAGAAGAGCUGGUUAUGGUCCUGAAUCUAGAUCGGCUUAUAGUACACAAUCUGGUUAUUUUAAUGGACAAAAUGCUAUUGCUCAAUUCCCCAGUGAUUACCAUCUUAACUAUUCGCCCUAUCCUCAGUAUUUAGAGGCCCCUGAACCAAUUAUUGAAAUCAUUAUCAAAGACGCCAAUGAAACUUUGCCCGAGGAAAAUGUUCAACCCUUAACUACCAAAACGAAAAAGAAGAAGGAAAAGGUUCAUGUUUUCUAUGUCAACUACAAAAAGGAUCAAAAUAACAAAUUGCACUUGGAAAGUCCCAUUGCCUCUUUAAAUAAUGAUGAAACCGAAGAGGAGGAGGAUGAGGAAGAAGAGAUUGUACAUUAUCCCGUAACACCUUUGCCACCUGUAAGAUCGACAACUUUGAGAACCAUUAUUCAUCCAGAUUCUGAAAAGUACCACAGUAAUAGCGGCAUACAUGUAACCUUCGGUUCGGAAGACAAAUCCCAGACGGGCCAUAUCUUGGAAGAACAUGAUGCUGAAAGUGUACAGCGUCAGGUGGUGGCAGUGCCGGUACCUCAAACUGGUGUAAAAUCACAAUAUCAGCUGAAUGCCAGAAAUGAUUUCCAGGGUCAAGCUAGAUCGCCCUUCACCAGCAGCUUCUUCCAGUCGUCGGCACCCUGGCAAUAUCAAGCUCAACAACAGCAACAACAAUAUCACAGCCAACAACAGCAAAAACAAACUCAGCAUCAACAACAGCAAUUGCCUCAUCAGCACUCGAAUACCUAUUUUAAACCACCCACUUCCACCACAACUACGCAACAACAACAACCUCCUCAGCAUUCAAGCCAACACCACUCAACCAACUACUAUCAGAAACAACCGUUCCAGCAACAGUCUUCUCAACAAAAACCUCAUUACACUUCAAAUCCUCCAGCUUCUGCCCCAGCUGCAAGCCAGCAAUCUCAGCGUAAACCUUUAAGUCAAAUUCAUCAACAAUUGCAACAACAGUCCCAGUACUAUGUAAACCACAAUCAAUUGUAUCAGCAGCAGCCACAACAACAACAGCAACAACACCAUCAGCAGCAGCAACAACAACAUCAUCAUCAACAACAAUCAAGUGUACAACAUAAUCAAUAUUACAAUUCAGUGUCGCAUAAACCCACACAAUCUCCCAAGUCAUCGGUUAUUUUCCCCUCAGCCCCUCCCAAAACACAAGAACUGCCAGUGAGACAUGCACCACAACCCUAUCAACCCAUUAAGUUCCGUCCCACCCCCGCACCAGCUCCACAACAAACGAAACCCACACCAAUAGCCGCCAAAUUAGAAAAUACCCAAUACAAUUCGAAACCAUAUCAAUUCCAAAAACAGCCACAAUACAUACAACAUCCGACCUUCACCGUAUCACCACCAGCCAGCCAACAGAAUUACAAAACCCAACAACAGCAGCAACAUUCGCAAACCUUUGCACAAUCACAGACCUCUAACCAGCCACAAACUAAUUCCAUUUACUACACCCAAAACAAACAACAACAGCAACAGACACAAGUGCAACAAAAUACUAGAUAUCAAACUCAAUCCUCCAGUCAACAAACUUCUGCCGCACACCCCAAUACUGGUUUGAGUUGGUUGGAUAUCAAACCCUCCAAGGAGACCGAAUUACUGAAAUCGAUACCCAAAUUUGAACAGCACAUUACUGAGACCGUGCAAAAUCACUACAAUCCCAAUCAAUAUCAAUCACAAAAUCAGGUCAUUCAUGAUAUACCAUCACCAAACUUGGCUCCUCAACAACCCCAAAGCCAAGCAUUGCAAGGUCAUUACAUCACUGCCUCUUCCUACAACAACCAACCUCAAGUGCAUUCACAGCAACAGCAACAAACCUAUACCAAUUUCGUGACAGCCUCUUCUAACUUGCACCAUGCUCAACAAACUGACUCUACCACACAAUCUCCUCAGUUUGGUGAAGCUACAGAUGGUCAGAAAAUUAUGAUUGUCACACCCAUGCCACCCAAUGUCUACCAACAGUAUCAGACCGCCCACACCUACCAAACAUCUCAGAGCUCCAACAACAAUCAACAACAUUCCACACAAAUCAUCAACAGUGUGCAACCCUCCCAGGAACAAUACAAUAAUUACUACCAACAGCCCAGACAGGGACAAUCAGCCACCCAGGCCCAGUCUGCUCUGGCGGCCAGCAACUCACCCUACAGUGUUUCCAACUAUCACUCCGAUGUCUUCAAAGAAUUGGAACAGAGAAACAGCCAGACCCAUGAAACCAAAAACAAUCAAAAUGCCUACAUACCAACUAGCUUUGAAUCAUCUAGUACCACCACCACACCCUCUACAACCAGCUCCUCAUCCACAACUGUAAAUCCUAAAACUCUCUUACAAUUGCCCGAUGAAGUACCCGAUGAUUUGAGACAACAAUUGCUAUCUUCUGGCAUCUUGGGUAACGCUGACAUUUCCGUUUUGGAUUACGACAAAGUAGGAGAUAUUGCUUUGGAGAAUUUACCCGCCGAACAUUUGCAACACUUCUAUGGAGCUGGGGGAGGAGCUCAAAUUUCCGCAUCGAAAAAGGUCUUAUCUGUUGUUAAGCCCAAUGGUGAUAGAGUAUCUCUAGAUGAAAAAGAAAUUGAACGUGUCAAACAAUCUAGCUCGGUGCCCCAUCACAAGCAAACCGAUGUUAAGGUUGUUCGUUUUGAUGGUCAACAAUUGGAAAACUCUGAGGCACCUUCAUCAUCCGGUGAACGUCAAUACAACAGAUAUUUGCCUUUGAAAAUACACGGUGCUAAUUUCCCCAAACCAAAUAGUCCUGAAUUACAAGGAAAAUUCUUACAAAGUGUUGUAGUGUUGGCACCAGUCGAUACUCCAGCUGGCCAAGAUGCUGCCGUUGUGGAGGACAGUAAGGAGGUUAAGUUUUUGGGCGGUGAUCUCAUUAAAACUUUAGUGAAAAAACCCACCAAGGAAAAUUUCAAGAGAUGGCUGGAGAAAGAAUCCAGAACCGAUGUAGAUCAACAAUCUGUUGUGUUGUUAGUAGCAAAGUCUUCUAAUUCCUCGGAACAAGAAAUCUUUAUGUAUGACAUAACAACCGGUGAAGUGAAUAAAUUAAAUGGCGAACUCUCCAGUAAAUUUGUAAGUGUGGCUGAAGAGAAUGCCAGCACGGAGGACUUGGAACAUGGCUCAACUUUGGAUCCCAACUUUAUGGAAACAAUGAUGAAGCCAUUGUCAAGUUAAAUAAACACUCAA